AUGCAAAAACAGUAAACUCUUGCUAUUGUACGGGCUCCUUCUGGAAUUACAAAGUAGCCAUUUAAAUCAAUUGAUACAAUUAACUAAACACCUCUUCAAAGAGUAAACUCUGCAGGAUUUAUGGGUGGCCGCAUUUAAUCAAAUUAAUAAUAGAAAGCUUCUACUCCAUUCUACUAUACCCAUAAUUAUAGGUAAGAUUGGAAAAAUUAUUUACAUUCACUUCCUCGUAUACCAAGAAUCAAGAUUUUGGCUCCAGGAACUGGUUAUGAUGCAAAAAUGAAUAAAUGA
This is a messenger RNA of Paramecium sonneborni, 288 nucleotides long. The record is from the annotation of a GenBank genome assembly. NCBI's taxonomy places the organism in Eukaryota, Ciliophora, Oligohymenophorea, Peniculida, Parameciidae.